GGAAAGCAGAUGGAAACGUACCCACCCACCUCUUCUUUGCCAGCACCUGGUCCUGGGAACAUGGGGUUUAUGAAAGACUAAAGGAAGAGGGGUUUUGUGCUGUCACCACAUCUCUGUAGUCCCUCCUGGGACAUCUGAGUUCAACUUGUUCUCUCUCCUUCAGUGUUUGCUCUGAGUAUCUGCCUCAAGAUCUAGCACAAUAACCCCCUUAUACUUUUUCUGAAAACAGGGCUUGGCUCAUCAGACUCCUCAUUGAACUCACACGCUAGUUAUUCCAAAGCAUGGGAUGUUUUCAGUGCACAGUAAAAGCCCUCUGAAGUGAGGCCAGAGCCAGAACUCCGCAGGGAGGACGAGCAGCAUUGCACAGCCAUGGAUUCAAACAAACAAGAAGGAGAAACUGAAAAUGUGCCAGUGAGUAACCCUGCAACACAGAUUUCUCAGUUGCAGGCACUGGCCUCUGAACUAAAAACUGGUUUCACUGAAGCAAUGCAGGAACUUUCAAGAAUUCAGCAUGGAGAGUAUGCUCUGGAGGAGAAGGUUAAGAGCUGCCACUGCACAAUGGAAGAGAAAGUGUCAGAGAUGAAGAAUUCGCUGAACUCUUUCAAGGAGGAGCUCAGUGAUGCCAAGUCGAAGAUUGAAGUGAUCAGUGCCAAGCAAGAGGAAAUGCAACAGAAAAUUGAACAGCUGCAACAAGAGAAACGUAGGGAAUCCCGGAAAGUGAAAACUAAAAGAACACAAAAGGAUGAACACGGGUCACAAACGGUGCCUACUCCUCUACAAGGCAGUCCGUUCCGAUCGAUAAAUCUCCCGGAACCUGUACUGAUUAAUGAAGAUUUUACAAGUCUUUUGCACCAUGCAACCUAUGAGAGAGUCUCCGAUACCAGAUCCAUGGCAGCUGGAGAAGGAAAUGUGAAAGUAGUGUCAGGCACUGGCAGGAGCAGUGCAAAUCCAGAGACAGAAGAAAGCCUCAAGCCUUCCUUGCCGGCUGACAUUCAGCCAAAGGGCCACCCCACAUCGACUGUGUGGAAGCAGCCCAAGGACAGUAAAGAGUGGGGUGAUGAAUAUAUUUCUAAGGAGCACCCAGACAGAGUGAAGGAAACAGGCCAAAGCAGAUACACCUCAGUGGACAAUGUCUUAUGUGAAACUUCUUUCACUGCCAAAAGACAGAGCAUUGCUUUGGAGCUGCUCGAGUCCGAGAGGAAAUAUGUCAUCAACCUGUCCCUGAUCCUGAAGAUCAAAGCCACAUUGCAAGGCUCAGACAUGAAGAGGAACACCAAGGAGAGAAGUUUCUUCCCUGGUUCUUUACGAUACCUGGUCCAGCAGCAUGUAGACUUACUUCACACACUGCAAGAGAGGGUGCUGAGCUGGCCACGUCCAGGAAUCCUGGGAGACAUAUUCCUGAAGUUAACAAAUGAUGAGAACAAUUUUCUGGACUACUACAUUGCUUACUUGAGGGACCUGCCGGAAUGCAUCUCACUGAUCCACGUGGUGAUUCUGAAGGAGGUGGAAGAAGAAAUUAAGUCUGACCUCUACAUGCUGUUCUUUCACAUAGUCCAGCGUAUCCCCGAAUACCUUAUUCACUUACAGAACAUCCUGAAGUACACCGAGCAAGAGCACCCCGAUUACUACCUGCUCCUGGUGUGUGUGCAGCGCUUCCGCAUUUUUAUCUCGCACUACAGCCUGCUAUUACAGUGCAAUGAAGACCUGCUCAUACAGAAACGGAAAAAGCUGAAGAAGUCAUCCCUGGUUAAGUUAUACAAAGGUCUGGCUUCUCAGUGUGCCAGUGCCAGCCAGGAGGUUUCUCAACCACCCAGCACAACAGCCAUCCGAGACAGCGGGAUCUACUCCGAAGAGGUGAUGCAGCCGUUCCCAGCAACCCCCUCUUCCAGCACAACAGCCACGCAUUUGGUGCCACAGAUGAAGAAGAACCAGCCUGCAAAGAUGGAGAACAUCCAGGCUGGGAAGCCAUCAGAAUGGGAAAUGGAGGCUAGAAAACACGAAAGGCCAGAAAAUAUCCUUGCUUCGUCUCAGUUCCCCGAGCAGGAGCUAAAGGCCAUGUCCAUCCCCUUGCAAGCGAUCCCGGAGAUGGAAUAUGAAACUCCCCCAGCCGAUCCAAUGGGAAAUGCUGAGAGACCUGUCAGGACCUCGAUGGAGCUGCUGCAGGAUGCGAGAAGCUUUGCUCCAAACUAUGAAGAGUUGGACUAUGGGGGGGAAGUUUUCACCCUGCCAGGUCCCUACGAGGACGAGACCUUUCAAAACCUGGCUCUUUUUGAGAACUGCUCCCCGGCCUCCUCUGAAUCCAGCCUAGAUAUUUGCUUUUUAAGGCCUGUUAGCUUUACAGUGGAACCAGACAGGACAGAUCACUCGUCUCAGCCGCUGCCCAAAAGCAGCAGUGCUUACAAACAGGAGGCGUUUCACAGCAAAGGCAAGCAGCUGAGCAGGUCCCUGAAGGAGUUCCCCAGGAGCACUGAGGGCAUGAGCACUAGACUCUACAGCACCAGGAGCAGCAGCAGUAGCCAGCUGCAGCACAAGCAGGAGAGAAGCAUGCAACCUCACCUGAUCUCUGCAUCAUCUAGAAGCUCCCAAAGGAGCUACUUCCCCCCACCAAGAGGGCUGGGGGAGAAACAGAGCUUUUUGGAAGAGCUACAUGCAGAAGACAACAUCAGGUUCUGCCAGAAGGAUGACAACGAACAAACAUCCUUCAGCGAGCACAACCCGCGGCAGGAUCCCAAAGGGGGCUUCCGCAGCUCCUUCCGCAAGCUCUUCAAAAAGAAAUGAGCAGUCCAGCAGGAGGUGGGCAGUGAUCUAACUGCUACAGCUCUUCCCCUGAGCCCUGAGAUUGCAGACAGAAAACAAUCCAAGGCUGCAACUUCCAGGUCCAUGGCCAACACAAUAGAAAAGAGGGGGGACUCACAACAGCAUCUUGCUCUCCCUAAAACAGCGGAAGGGUGCACGGUAGAUCGAAACGGAGAUUGUUAGGGGUGGGGCAAAUUGAUUUGGUGACAAUAGGAACCCACUGAGCCUUCACCCAAAACCUAACUCAGCUUUCUAGCAACUCCCACUCUCAAAUCAUUUUUCUUUGCCCUGCCACGUUCCUUUGAGGCCCCAGAGUGGAAGUGCACGUGGGAGAGGCUGCACUUGUAGGUUUUCAGCCUGACUGGAAGCGGGAAGAACUUGGCUGAACAGGAU
Gopherus flavomarginatus (Mexican gopher tortoise) is the source of this 3189-nucleotide messenger RNA. RefSeq names its product Rho guanine nucleotide exchange factor 33 (gene ARHGEF33). The transcript is spliced from 15 exons. Gene Ontology annotation, molecular function: guanyl-nucleotide exchange factor activity. The record is from RefSeq and is a predicted model, not a curated record. The coding region runs from base 370 to 2778 and encodes 802 amino acids. Lineage: Eukaryota; Metazoa; Chordata; Testudines; Testudinidae.